AUGGGAAACAAAAACGCUCGGGGUAGCGCAGCCUCAAUCCGUCCAUCAACUGCCAUAUUCGCAGAAAUUGCCAAACAGAAAGAACUCGCAGCCGACACCGACUUAACUAUAUUACCCACCCACUCUGCCAUCAAGAUCCUCGGCGAUAACGAGAUUCUCUUUAUCAGCAUUCAGUCGGUUGUAUUGCCUAUGCCUCCUAGAUUAGGAUUAGUCUCUCUGUAA
Messenger RNA from Sclerotinia borealis F-4128, 222 nucleotides. Lineage: Eukaryota; Fungi; Ascomycota; Leotiomycetes; Helotiales; Sclerotiniaceae. The record is from the annotation of a GenBank genome assembly.